Osmerus eperlanus (European smelt) is the source of this 2058-nucleotide messenger RNA. RefSeq names its product cytosolic thiouridylase subunit 2 homolog (S. pombe) (gene ctu2). The transcript has 15 exons. Gene Ontology annotation, cellular component: cytosol. NCBI's taxonomy places the organism in Eukaryota, Metazoa, Chordata, Actinopteri, Osmeriformes, Osmeridae. Gene Ontology annotation, molecular function: sulfurtransferase activity; tRNA binding. The coding region runs from base 320 to 1882 and encodes 520 amino acids. Gene Ontology annotation, biological process: tRNA wobble position uridine thiolation. The record is from RefSeq and is a predicted model, not a curated record.
GAAUUACGUCAUCAACAUGCGCAUCGCUGUCAACAUUUUGCAGCAGACUGGCAUUGCACAUUUGUAGUCUAGGGAAAUAGCUGGCAUUCAAGCGUAUCUCAAAACAUAGCUGCAAAACAUUGUGCGUAUACGCUUCAGGUGGUAUCUGUAAAAGGGCAGAGAUUUAAAAAUACUGAUUGAUGGCUAACAAUGCUUGCUAGCUAGCUAAUUAUGGCGCACGUAGACUAGCUCUUUAAAAAUGUAUGUAAAAACAAUUACUUUAUCCAAGUUCUAAUGAUAGUUUUACCAAGUAGCAUUCAAAUCUGUAAGCAAAUUGACCAUGUGCCAGGUUGACGAUAAAGAAUUCAAUGGACAACUGGAACAUAGAGAAGCCCCUUGUCUCUCUAAAAAGUGUAUGAAAUGCAAACACUCCACAGCAGUAUUGCUUAUCAGAGCUGGAGAUGCCUUUUGCAGGGACUGUUUCAAGGAGUACUUUGUACACAAAUUUCGGGCCAUGCUGGGGAAAAAUCGUACAAUAUUUCCUGGGGAGAAGGUGCUCCUUGCUAUAUCUGGAGGGCCAUCAUCUUUUUCCAUGUUGGCACAAGUUCAGGAGGGCUUGAGUCGAGAAGCAUCUAAGAAGUUGAGAUUCUCUCCAGGGAUUGUCUACAUUGAUGAGGGAGGAGCUACUGGCCAGAGUCUGGAAGAGAGGGCAAGCUUUGUAUCCCCGCUGGAGGCUGUCUUCAAAGCUACUGGCUACCCCUACUACAUAGUCCCAUUAGAGCAGGUUCUCAGUUUGCCCAUGUCAGUCCUAGAGGUUGGGACACCGGCCACAGACAGGGCUGGGGGGAGCUACAAAGCUGGAGUGGACCAGUACAUCCAAAACCAGCACCAGAGCCCAGGCCCUGCCCAUCCCCAGGUUGACCUAUCACAUCUCAAUUUAAAAGACGGCAAGAUCAGGGACCCUGCCCUAGCCACACCUGACUCUGCCCAGAGCCAGGCACUGCAGAGGCUGUUUGCGUCCAUUAAGACUCUGACAGCCAGAGAAGAUAUGCUGCAGACCCUCAGGCAUCACCUGAUCUUGUAUGUAGCCAGGUCAGAAGGCUUCUCUAAGGUCAUGCUGGGGGACAGCUGCACCCGUCUGGCUGUCAGGCUGCUCAGCAGCAUCUCUCUGGGACGAGGUUCCGCCCUCGCCAUGGACACUGGAUUCUCAGACACCCGCUAUGGAGAUGUGGUCCUUGUCAGGCCCAUGAGAGACUACUCUUCUAAAGAGAUUGCCUUCUACAACCGCAUGUUUGGUGUCCCUACUGUUUUCAUCCCUGCUCUUGACACCAAGGUACCAGACAAGGCCAGCAUCCAGCGACUAACGGAGAGCUUUGUUACCAAACUUCAGGCUGACUUCCCUGCCACCGUCAGCACCAUCUACCGGACCGGUGAGAAGCUCCACACAGCCUGCCCCCAUCAGACCUCCUGUGUGGACCACACUGCCAAAUGCCUGUUAUGUAUGUGUGCCUUGGACACUACUGUGGAAGAGGCCUCAGCCUUCCAGGCCACUCUGAUCUCAGAGCAGCUUUCUCAGAGGAAGGACCCAGGUCUGACCCCGUCACCUCCAGCCCCAGUCUCAGGGUCGUCUCCUGUAUCACCAGGCCAGUGCUGCUCCUCGGCAGGCUCCCAGAGGGAGGGCUGUGGCUCUGGGGAAGUCUGCUGCUCCUCCUCCAGGUUGCCAGAUGUGGAUGUGAAGAGCCUGUUGUGUUACAGCUGUAGGCUGACCGUCAAAGACAUGAUGUCUGUAGACACUCUGCCACAAUACAUCCUGUCAGAGGCUGAGAGGAGGAAGAGAAGGUCUAAGAUGAAGGAGGAAAUCAGCGAGUUUCUGCUGGAAAAAAAUGAGGAAGAUCUGUCCUGAUGUUAACCUCCUGCCUACUUACUAUCAUGCUACCGUUAUUGUUUUUAGGUCUUGUGUUCAUUCUGUCUCAUUUGAAGGUUUUGCUCCAUGGGGCUGAAAUGGCUGGGUGAUAUCAGUAUUUUAACUGCCUUCAAAAUAAUAAAGCUGCUUUCAAUAAAUGAGUGACUGUUCAAUAA